AGCCGUUCUGCAAGGUAACUGACUUAUUUGACAGAACUACUUGCACCUGGAUUAGAAUAGAUGUUUUCCAGAGCAGUUUACAAACCAAUACUGCAGUAACUCACCUGAAGGUAAUGUGAAAGAGCAGGAGCUUGUGCUUGUUCCUUCUCAGUGCUGAGAAGCAGAAGGAAAGACUUCCUACUGCCAAAUACAACCACAGCUAAGCUGGAGGUUUGUAGUCCUUUCGUUGUCAGCAGGCUAUGAUUAGUGACACAGCUUGUGACAUCAAAGUUCUAAUUUAACUGGACCAAAAGUUGUAAACUCUAAGUAAAGCUGUGGAGUCUUACACAGUAAUGCGUUCCUGUCCCCUCCCUCCUUGCCCCAGGUGAAACUCAAAUUUUAUUUGCUAGUGCAUGGAAGGGUAACAUAAAUGAAACUGCAGAUGUUCGAGCUGCCGCUAUAAAAUCAAUGUGAUUAAGGGCUUCAUUAGAACGUUUUAUUUCGUCAAACAGUAGGUGGAGCACCUGCAUAAGACAAUGUCCCGUGGGAAACGGGACAUGGACUGUGAAAGACCUGGAGGGAGUUGGGAGCAAACAAUGAUGUCUUGUUAGAGCUACUAAUUUGGCUUAGGGUGAUAACUGCUUGGUUGUGAAGAGCUGUUAGAGAAGCUGAUUAGGUUCCAGGUAUAAUAAUUUCUCACUAGUGCUCUGUGUUAGAUACAUGUUUUACAAAGUGUGCAGGGUAAAUGUGUGUUGCCAUUUUACUGAAGUGGGUAAAUAUUGUUUUCUUGUUUUAUAGGUCAAGAAACCAAAGAAGAGCUGAAGAGACCUUUUUUGCAAAGCUGAAAUACUGGCUCAUGAGCAUUUCGUUAUUAGAUUGGAAACCAUUUCUAAAGCUGAAGCUGUAUUUACUAAAACAAUAACUUGGCACUUUUUCCUAACCUAAUACGAGGCAGUUCAGUGUAUUAAGCUGAAAAAUCACAGCAGCCAUCCCUCAAGGGCUUGAGGCUCUAGUACCUUUCAGUGUUGCCUGCUAGCCUGAUGAAAGUCUCUUGAUUACACUGUAUCAUGAGGAUUGUUGAUUAUUGGCCCAGUAUGAUCCUUUACCAAUAUAAUGGUUCAACUGAAACUGGAGGCAAUACAGUAAAACCCCUGGGGUCGAGACGGCUAAUCGUUCCCUUCAUCCUAUUCAGCCAAACCAGACUAAUGUUAGUUGUUACACAGUGAUCUGUGAGAAAAAUCUGUUUGUUCUACUUUGUAUCUGAUUGAUAUUGGAACUACAGAAAACUGCCAAAUCUCAAAAUUCAGCUGCUGUGUUUUAUUUAAGCUUUUGCAAGACAAAUUUCUAUGCAGUCUUAUUUCCCUUGCAUGGUUCUCUACUUUUCCUGCUAACAGACCCAAUAAGGGAGUUGCUUCGCUGACGUUAACAUAAGGAAGUCCAAAAUGUAAAACAAACUCGAUGCACAGUAAUGAUUAACUUUUCCUCCCACAUGUAGCUUGUCUGUGCAUUAUUAAAUAUGGUUUUAGCUCUGCAGACCUGUUAGUGUGGAAGAGGUUUGGAGUGCAGCUUUCAAACACGGCAAGAGGCAGAUGUUUCAGUUUCCAACCUGAAGAACAGGUUCUGAGAUGUAAAAGGAGCGAAAUGCCUGUUCAGGAUUGUUACCACCCUCUGAUUCCUUUUGCCUCCUCCCACUUUGAACUUGUUACCCUGGAGCUGAACUGUUUGAAUAAGGACGGUAAAAGCUGCUUUGUGAUCAGUGAGCUGAGAGCCCUUAACAUGUAAAAUGCAGGGCGGAGCCUUCGCUCUCAGACUUGGCAGUUCCCUCCCCCCCCCCUUUUUUUUCCACCCUUAUGAAGGUUCCGAUGCACCGUGCAGAGAAGCUCGGACAGCUCGUCUGCACUGUCCAGAGAGGAGACACAAAGCUCAUGGACGUUCUCAUCUUAUAAAACCACAAGUUUUUCAGGGCCACAGAUAGAUGGAUUGUUUGUGAACUCGUGCCUUGUCAUUGGUUUGCAACAUGCAAGAGCCCCUGGGGAGAUGUGCUGAGGACUUGUGACUGCCUUGCUUCUGGGGAGGGCCAUCGCAUCCUUUCCAUCAAGACUGAGCUCAGCGGUUGUUUUCUCCACACUGAUACCAUAAAUUCUAUUCUUCAAUGCAUGGAAUAUGUGUCAGCAGGAUUAAACCAGGAGACUUUCCUGAAUGUGGGAUUCCGAAGAAGGCCCUUGCUGUGACUUCUGAAGUAAACCAGCCACAUCCUGAAAUUGUGGCUUUGUCUCAGACACUUUUAUUACUGGACUGAAUCUUUCUGCAGAUAUCUGUUCUGAAGUACUUUGACUUGGAGCAAGCACUGUUGCUGGGCUGCUCUGAAAGCUUGAGAUGGCUCUGACUUCUCCAAGAUCUGUAGCAGGGGAUUUGGCACAUAGAGAAGAACUCAUGCUCCACGAUGGAAACUGUCUCCAUUUCCUCUCUGCAAAUGUCAUCUCAAUAGUGGAAAGAUGUAUGAGUUCCAUGCAAACUGGUACCCAAAUGAUCAAACUCCGUGGCAGUUCCAAAGGGUUGGUCCGCUUCUAUUACCUGGAUGAGCACAAGUCGUGUAUUCGCUGGAGACCCUCUCGGAAGAAUGAGAAAGCCAAAAUUUCCAUCGACUCUAUUCAGGAGGUUUGCGAGGGGAAACAGUCAGAGAUCUUUCAGCGCUAUGCCGAUGGCAGUUUUGAUCCCAACUGCUGCUUCAGCAUCUACUAUGGAGACCAUAUGGAAUCUCUCGACCUGGUAUCUUCCAGUGGAGAGGAAGCACGCACCUGGAUCACAGGGCUAAAAUACCUGAUGGCAGGGAUCAGCGAUGAAGACAGCCUCUCAAAACGCCAAAGGACCAGAGACCAGUGGUUGAAGCAGACAUUUGAUGAGGCAGAUAAGAAUGGUGAUGGCAGUCUGAGUAUUAAUGAAGUGCUCCAGCUAAUGCACAAACUGAAUGUGAACCUACCCCGACAGAAAGUCAAGCAAAUGUUUAAGGAGGCUGACACAGAUGAUAACCAGGGCACGCUGGGCUUCGAUGAGUUCUGCGCCUUCUAUAAGAUGAUGUCGACACGCCGUGAUCUCUACCUGCUGAUGCUCACCUACAGCAACCACAAGGACCACCUAGAUGCAGAUGACCUGAGACGCUUUCUGGAGACUGAACAGAAGAUGACGAAUGUGACUAAAGAGCACUGCCUGGAGAUCGUCAACAAGUUUGAACCAUGCCUGGAGAACAAGAAGGAGGGAGCUCUGGGGAUUGAUGGUUUCACCAAUUACAUGCGGAGCCCGUCAGGGGACAUAUUCAACCCAGAACACUACCAAGUGAAUCAGGACAUGAGUUAUCCAUUGAGUCACUAUUUCAUUACCUCUUCACAUAAUACCUACCUCAUGGGAGAUCAGCUGAUGUCCCAGUCUAGGGUGGACAUGUAUGCAUGGGUGCUGCAAUCUGGCUGUCGGUGCGUAGAAGUUGACUGCUGGGACGGGCCGGACGGUGAACCAAUUGUCCACCAUGGAUACACUUUGACUUCGAAAAUUCUCUUCAAAGAUGUGAUUGAAACGAUCAACAAAUAUGCCUUUACCAAGAAUGAGUACCCUGUUAUUUUGUCAAUUGAGAACCAUUGCAGUGUCAUUCAGCAGAAGAAGAUGGCUCAAUAUCUUACAGAAAUCCUGGGAGACAAACUGGAUCUGUCUUCUGUGCAUAAUGAUGAUUCUACCACGCUCCCUUCACCAGCAAGUCUUAAAGGAAAGAUCCUGGUUAAGGGGAAGAAACUUCCAGCCAACAUCAGUGAUGAUGCAGAGGAGGGCGAAGUUUCUGAUGAGGACAGUGCUGAUGAGAUUGACGAUGACUGUAAACUAAUGAAUGGAGAUGCAUCUAUGAAUAGGAAAAGAGUGGAGAAUAUAGCAAAGAAAAAACUUGACUCACUGAUAAAAGAAUCCAAAAUCCGUGACUGUGAAGAUCCAAACAAUUUUACAGUUACCACUCUACCAUCAGGAAAGUCUGGCCUAAAAUCAGAGAGUAAGAAGAAUAAACUUGAGGAUGAUGUGGAAUCUGGGGAAGAUUUCAGCACCGGUAAGAGGCACGGCCGGUUGUUGAUGGGCAGCUUCUCCAAGCGCAAGAAAAAAGGAAGCAAAUUGAAAAAGGCAGCAAGUCUGGAAGAAGGGGAAGAUGAUUCGGAUUCUCAAGGAACUGUAGCCAGGAGCUCUGUACAUUACAGCAGGAUAAACCGGCAGAAGAAAACAAUGAAGUUGUCCAGGGCACUCUCUGACCUGGUGAAGUACACAAAGUCUGUUGGCAUCCAUGAUAUUGAAACUGAAAUCUCUUCCAGCUGGCAGGUUUCAUCUUUCAGUGAAACAAAAGCCCACCAAAUACUGCAGCAAAAGCCAGCACAGUAUCUACGUUUCAACCAGCAUCAGUUGUCCCGCAUCUACCCAUCUUCCUACCGUGUGGACUCUAGCAACUACAAUCCCCAGCCAUUCUGGAAUGCUGGCUGCCAACUUGUUGCACUAAACUACCAGUCAGAGGGGAGAAUGCUGCAACUGAACCGGGCCAAAUUUAGUGCCAAUGGGAAUUGUGGCUAUGUCCUCAAACCAAACUGCAUGUGUCAAGGUGUGUUUAACCCGAAUUCUGAAGACCCGCUGCCUGGUCAGUUGAAGAAACAGCUAGUUCUAAGAAUUAUUAGUGGUCAACAACUCCCCAAACCACGUGAUUCCAUGUUGGGAGACAGAGGAGAGAUCAUUGAUCCAUUUGUUGAAGUAGAAGUCAUAGGCUUACCUGUCGACUGCUUCAAAGAACAAACUAGAGUAGUUGAUGAUAAUGGUUUUAACCCCAUGUGGGAGGAAACGUUGGUGUUCACAGUGCACAUGCCAGAGAUCGCACUGAUUCGGUUCCUCGUGUGGGAUCACGAUCCAAUUGGGCGUGAUUUCAUUGGACAGAGGACAAUAGCUUUCAGCAGCAUGAUGCCAGGUUACCGACAUGUGUACCUGGAGGGUAUAGAAGAAGCAUCCAUCUUUGUUCACGUGGCAAUUAAUGACAUCUGUGGUAAGGCCAAACAGGCUCUAGGUCUAAAAGGUCUGUUUCUCAGAAAUCCAAAGCAGGCCUCUCUGGACAGUCAUGCUGCUGGUCAGCUCCAUCGCAAACAUUCCUUUAGCAGCCACAUCUUGAGAAGGACAGCCAGUGCACCCAUCAAAAGCCAGAAGAAGAACAAGAAGGGCUUUCCUGAAAUUGCGUUUGACACUAAAGACAACAGCUCUGAAGGGGUCAGUGAAGACCAUGAAGUGGACGCUGCCUCAGAGCCUCGCUUUGAGCAAGAGCCAGAAAGUGCUUCUCUGACACCAGCUCCCCGAGAUGGUGCCAGUGGGGAGGUACAUGGCAAGGGGUUGAAAGGUAAGGCCCAUGGUUCCCGUAAAGCCAAAAGCCGAAGUUGUGCUCAAGAGGGUGCUGCUUUCAGUGAACCCAUCCAGAGGUCUGACAGGGUCCGGCUUCAGGAGCACCAGAGUGAGAAGCAAAGCGUCUUUGCACGCUGUGCCAUCAACAGCUCUGGUAGGAUUGGAGUGGCCACCAAUUGCAUAAAAUGCAUGAUUGGUUCCAAAGAAAGCCCAGAUCUAGAAUGCCAGUGGAGUGACCAUCCUACCAGGCCUAUUGCUAAAGAUAUACUUCACCAUGACCAGUAUAGCAGUAUAACUGGAGAAGAGGGGUUAGAGCUAAAAACCUGGGGUGUUAAACCUGUGAAAGGUCAGCCCAGGCGGCAAGCAGCAGAUUUGCAGUCUUGCGGCAGCCCUGGAACUGGUGAUGAUCUAACAAGGAGCACCCAGUCUUUUGUGACCCCAGGGAAGAAAACUGUUGAAUCUUUAAGUCAUGGAAUAAAGGCUCAUUCCCGGCAGCGGUGGCAGUGCCAAUCAGGUGGCAAGUAUGGAAGCACUGUCAACUUGGUUGCAGCCAGCAAUGGCUCGAUAUCCUCCAACUCCAGCAGUUUAGAAAGCCUUGGAAGCCCAGAAUUCCCCAAGCGCUGUUCUGAAACUUCUCGAAGGCAAGUGGGCACCCUGCAGAGGGAAAUGAACGCCUUGUUCGUUCAAAAGUUGGAAGAAAUUCGAAGUAAAUCCCCUAUAUUCUUUACUGAUGUCUGCCAUUUCUCGAUACAGAGGUCAGUCACUUCUUUAUGCAGCCUAGAAACUAUCACUGAAGAGCCUGUUAUUGCCAAUGAAAACCAUCAUACCAGCCUUUUCUUCUCUCUACCCGUUGCUCCUUACAGUGAUUCUGAAGAAGCGUCUGUGUCUGAUCAUUCCACUGAAUCUCGAUCAGAAGCAAGCAGCACAUCCAACCAGCCUCAAGAAUCUCUACUCAAUAGAGAACAAAGAACAAAUCUGGCUGCAGAAGACCAAGUGCAGGUCAUCACACGAGCAGCUGACACAAGUUUAGUAGUUCAAGAGGAUGAGAGGACAAGCAUGGCAGGAUGUCUUAAAGAAGAAAAUGGUUGGACACAGGCAUGCAGUAAAGCUGAAGACCAGUAUGGAAUGGCAGUGCACCCUCAGAAAGCCUGGCUGGUACUGGCAGCAGGUAAGCCUGAUGGACAACCUGUUAAGAACUGCCAGAACCAAAAUGACCAAUCAGGCAUGAAAAGCACCAUUGAAUCCAAAGGGCAAAAACUUGGUGCAGCAGCUGUUGUACGGCAGCAAAACAAUGUGAUUCACAGCACGCAGACAACUUUGCCUUCAGAUACUCUCCAGAAAGCCCAGACUGCACAGGCUCUACCUGUUUCUCAGAAAGGCUCUUACAUGUUAGUACGAAGGCCAAAGAGUGAAGGACUGAAGAUGUCGGACUCCUCAGCCUUAAUAAAAAUUCCAAGUAGCCUGUCUCCAGCAGCAGAAGUAUACUUUGAUGCCACUGUUAAUGACCGGAUCUGGAGCAAGCUAGAUUGCAGCAAUCAUCGUGACAGCAUGUCUUCCUCUUCCAGCAUGUCCUCCAAUGACACUGUGAUAGAUCUCUCUCUCCCUAACCUAGCUCGCAAAAGCCUCCCAGAUCUUGGCAUCCAUUGUGAGAAUUUUGAGCCCCUUGCCAUAAGGAAGGGUAUGCGCCCACGAUCGGCCACAGCCUCCAGUAAUGAGAUGCCAGUGGUGAGCAAGAGCAAAUCCAACCCUAACCUGAGGUCUGGCCAGCUGCCAGCAGAUGAACUGUGCCCCCGUCCUCUUGCCAGGAGUCCUCAAGAUGCAUUCUCAUCCAUUCCUAGAAGGCAUACCUGGAGCAGGCUCUACAUAGAAAGUCUCAGACAGUCUUCUAACAAAUCCAAAGCGCAUGACAUGGUUGGAAAUAACCAGGCAAAAUCCAAAAGUCUUGGAGACCUUACCUCUGAUGAUAUUGUGUGCACUUUUGAAAGCAAAUACCGUAGCAUCAGCAGGAGCUUUGUCACUCGGUCAAUGCGGGAGCAGCGCCGCUCUUCAGGCCUGAGAUCCUCAGCCAAAUCCCAGGACGAACUGAUGGAGCAGCUGAAGAAGCUGACAGCCUUUCAGCAGGAAAAUGAUAUCACUUCUCCUAUCAGUCUCGAUCCAAGUGAAUCUGAGGAGGAAGGGGAGAGCGUGGGGCUCCUGCGCCGCUCAUCGUCCCGCAGCCAGAGCCGGGUGCGCUACAUCGCCAACAGGGCUAAGCAGGCACAGGAGAGGCAACGGCUGCAGAGCCUGGGCCAGCUCGGUGCCAGCCCCAUCGAGGAGAGGGGGAAUCCAGAGGGAGCCUGCAGUGUUGCAAAAGCAGUUUGUAUGGAUACAGGUUCUCCUACCAUGUUUACAUCCCAGCCUAAGAACCAGACUGAUUAUAACACUGACACAGAAGUCUUCUUUAUGCUGAAACUGUAGUACUGGGGAGCGCUGAAGAAGGUGAUGUUUACAUUCCUAGCAAACAAAACACCCUCAUCUGGCUUAGUGCUUCCUGGCCUUCCCUUCAUUGUAAGGGCCCUUGAUAUCAUGACUCCAAAAGAAUAGAUGAGUGUUAAAUUUGUCAGCUUGUAGAAAUAGAACCAUCAAGUGAAAUCAGACACUUGUAUUUUUACAGUCCUAAUGAUCUGACCUCCUUUUUUCUAAUGAUACUUUCCCCAGCCUCAAAUUUGGCCUCUGUUGUGUGUAACCACUUCUUGCAUUUGCAUUUGGCUCCAUGCAAAUCUCAUGUUCUUUACAAAUUUCAUACUGCUUCUUAAAAUAGCUAAAGCUGAUGUUUAAUGGGUAAAUGCGAUGCUAACGACAGCUAAAGGUAAAUUUUUCUCUUACAAAUUGUGGAUCCACAAAAAGAGGCUGGGUUUCAAAUCAUGCUCCCAGUCCUGGUUUAUUUUUUGAGGCAUCUGAGGGUGUCUUCUCUGGGAAAUAUUCAAAAUUGCAGUGAAAUUGUUUCAUGAAUUAAUAAUGUGGUAGAUAAAGUCCAUCUUCCAUCGCGGACCUGUUUAUUGCAGAUUGUCUCACUCUGAAGAAGAGCUCUCAUUAUGUUCCAAAGCAAUGCUUUUUUAAACCAAGCUUGUUUUUAUACAUAUAUAUAUAAAAAAAUAUAUAUAUACACAUCUGUGUGUAUGCAAAUAUAUGUCUGCACAUAUAUGUGCACAUGCACACACUUUAACUGAACUGUGACUGUUCCUUGUCUCAAAGCAUCAUCUGUGGGAAUGAGACAGGAGAGAGAAGGGAAUUGCUAAAAAUAGACUGAAAAGAUCUUCUGACUUUGAUUCAGAAAUGGCUCAAAAGCAUGUUAGUCUUUGCUUGGAAACAGACCAUCCCUUCCUCCCGGAACUUUAACAAUGCUGCUGUACAUAGCACUUUUUGGAUGAAUUUUACUAUUUCUGUAUUGCACUGCCAUGCAAAAGUUUCAAUGAUAUGUUUUAAAAAGAAGAGCUAUUUAAUUUUUUGUACAUGGACAUAUUCAGAAUUAAAACCCAACCGAAACACGAGAAUAAUCUUUCCUCCCCAUUUUUUUUACUUUUUAUUUUUAGGGAUGUCAUCGUUGUCCUCCUGUCCCCAUCCCCCCCCCCAUGAUUAUGUCAUUUAUUAUAGAUGUACAUUUUACCAGUGAUGGAGAAGAAUGUUUACUGAGAUGCAUUUUAAAGAGAAGCAGAGGUUUAAUUUUAUUUCAGCUGCAUAGAGGCUGUAUUAUUGAAAGGAUAUUUUGCUUUUUGUUUGUAAUGAUACCUUUGUGUAUAUUGCAAAAUCUAAAGACCUGUUUGUAAAACCACCUUACACUACUAAAAUAAACAUAUUUAACCCUCCA
Strigops habroptila (Kakapo) is the source of this 9223-nucleotide messenger RNA. It is a transcript of the gene PLCH2, whose product is annotated as phospholipase C eta 2. The record is from RefSeq and is a predicted model, not a curated record. The transcript has 25 exons. Bases 2356 to 7833 code for a protein of 1825 amino acids. NCBI's taxonomy places the organism in Eukaryota, Metazoa, Chordata, Aves, Psittaciformes, Psittacidae. Gene Ontology annotation, molecular function: calcium ion binding; phosphatidylinositol-4,5-bisphosphate phospholipase C activity. Gene Ontology annotation, biological process: phosphatidylinositol-mediated signaling; lipid metabolic process.